AUGUUACAUUCUUUGACUGCAAGUUCCGAGCGUCGAAGUGUUAAGUCUUCGCAUCAAGAGAACCUAUGCUACGGAUACAAACCCAUUGAGUGGCAAAGUUUGGUUCUAGAUGCAAUAGACAUGUUAUUGAACGGUGGUCGCCGAAAGUAG
Messenger RNA from Plasmopara halstedii, 150 nucleotides. RefSeq lists its product as uncharacterized. The record is from RefSeq and is a predicted model, not a curated record. The coding region runs from base 1 to 150 and encodes 49 amino acids. The transcript has 2 exons. NCBI's taxonomy places the organism in Eukaryota, Oomycota, Peronosporomycetes, Peronosporales, Peronosporaceae.